AAAAAAACUCUCGCCACUCUCUUAAACGGCGCAUCACUCGCCUCUCUCGCCGGCCUCUUCGCCUCUCUUCCCUCUCUUCUCAUUUCUUCUCUACCCUAAGCGUAGGAGUCACUGCCUUCACUGGGAUUAGGGUUUUCACUGCCGCUUUAAAGCUAUCUCCUCUUGCUUGCUGCAGAUACCUCUUUGCCGUUGAUCUUCUCCUUCAUCUACAAACAUGGGUAAGACAAGGGUUAUGGGAGCUGGGCGCAAGCUCAAGAGACUUCGGAUUAACCAGAGGUCGGCUGACAAGCAGUACAAGAAGUCUCACCUUGGAAAUGAAUGGAAGAAGUCUUUUGCUGGUUCAUCUCACGCCAAAGGAAUCGUCCUCGAGAAAAUCGGUAUUCAGGCUAAGCAGCCUAACUCUGCUAUCCGUAAGUGUGCCAGAGUUCUCUCUGCUGAGCUCAAGCUCGCCAGUGCUACCAGACAUCUCAGGGGCGAUUUCAUUGCCGCAGCUGGUUCCCUCCUCGUUGCCGGAUUUCUCGUUGGUCGCCGGCACUAAAUGGUAUGUUAUUCAAGCAUGUGUAGUUGUCUAUAUGAUAUUAGCGGGAGAAGUAAUCUCUAUUUUGCAGAUGUGUGGCAGGGCUGGUCGGCCUCCAUUUGAUGACACGGGAAUGGUUAUUAUUAUGACUAGAAGAGAGACGGUCCAUCUUUAUGAGAAUCUUUUGAAUGGAUGCGAGGUUGUUGAAUCACAAUUGCUGCCAUGCUUAAUAGAGCACCUAACCGCAGAAAUAGUUCAACUUACUGUCAACAAAUAGUUCAACUUACUGUCAACAAAUAGUUCAACUUACCGCAGAAACACAGUGUGGGGCAUGCGGCCGAUGAGUUCUGGAUCUGCUGUGACGUUUGUGAGAACUGGCUCCAUGGGAAGUGUGUGAAGAUAACACCAGCCAGGGCUAGAGGUGUCAAUCGGGCCUUUUGUCCGCGGGCCAGGCCCGUUAAAGCCCUAAUGGACGCGGGCUUGGACAACAUAUAUUUUGCCCAAUAAAAAAUGGGCUUUAUGGGUUGAUCCGCUGCGGAUCGCGGAUUAAACGGGUCAACCCGUUGCGGGUAUGUGGGUUGACCCGCUAAUAUAUAUAUGUCAAAGAAAAAAAAACGUUUCAGAAAAAAUUAAGACUUUUUGUUACUACUAGAAUCUCUUAUAACUUAAUUAAAAACCUUAAAUAUAGC
Messenger RNA from Eutrema salsugineum, 1206 nucleotides. Its product is annotated as putative helicase mug81. Lineage: Eukaryota; Viridiplantae; Streptophyta; Magnoliopsida; Brassicales; Brassicaceae. The coding region runs from base 315 to 794 and encodes 159 amino acids. The record is from RefSeq and is a predicted model, not a curated record. The transcript is spliced from 6 exons.